ACAAAGUUUGGACAAGAAAAAAGGGGGCUGGGAAACACUCUGAGCUCCAACAUCUCUCAGAUUAGAGACCCUAGGCUGAACUUCAUCCUUUGAAAAGGCUUUUGAAAUCAAUAUGAAGUUUAUCUCCUUCUGGACUCUCUUGAACCUGCCUGUUGCUCUGGCUUUUGAUCCAAAUUACCGAAAUGACAUCACUCCCCCAUACCUGGUCUACCUGAAAUCUGAUUACUUGCCCUGUGUUGGAGUUCUGAUCGACCCCCUUUGGGUGAUCACAGCUGCACACUGCAACUUACCAAAGCUUCAGGUGGUCUUGGGGAUUACAAAUCCAUCAAAUGACAAUGAAAAGGAUAUACAAGUAGUUGGCCAUGUGAAGAUGAUCCAACAUCCAUACUUCUCAACCACUUCUAUUGAGCAUGACCUCAUGUUAAUCAAGCUGGGAGAAAGUGUUGAACUCAAUGACUAUGUGAAACUGGUCAACCUGCCUGAAGAACCUGUCCAUGAAGGAACCAUGUGCAUGGUCUCUACAUGGGCCUACAACCUAUGUGAUGACUCCAAGGAGCCCAACUCACUGCAGAAUGUGAACAUCUCCAUAGUCUACAGGAAUGAGUGCCUUGAGGCCUAUAAAACUUACAGGAUCGAAGAUAGUAUGCUGUGUCUGGGCAUCGUUCCAGGAAGGAGGCAACCCUGCAAGGAAGUCACAGCCGCCCCAGCAGUCUGCAAUGGGGUACUUCAAGGAAUAUUGACUUUUUUGGAUGGAUGUGUUUUGAGAGCUGAUGUUGGCAUCUAUACCAGAAUCUUUAAAUACAUGUCCUGGAUUAGAAAUACAAUGGGAAACUACUGAGCUGCCACGACAGGAAGUCUAGAUCAUGUGACACAGGCUGUCCCUAUGUCCAGCCUCACACUGAAGUCUAAAUAGAUGCUCUCGGUCACACCAGCAUGCCUGUAUGCCUUCUGCUCAACAGA
Molecule: messenger RNA, 960 nt
Organism: Lutra lutra (Eurasian river otter)
Lineage: Eukaryota; Metazoa; Chordata; Mammalia; Carnivora; Mustelidae
Product: probable inactive serine protease 58
Exons: 6
Coding region: 113-838 (241 amino acids)
Biological process (GO): proteolysis
Molecular function (GO): serine-type endopeptidase activity
Source: RefSeq, a predicted model, not a curated record